GCGUCGCGCGCGCCGAGCGGCGUCUGCGCGGCCGUUGGCCUUUGGCGCGGCUUCGGCGGUUGUCUAGGAGAAGCAAGAUGGCGGCGACGGCGGCCGCGGUGGUCCCGGAGGAGGACACGGAGCUGCGGGAUCUGUUGGUGCAGACGCUGGAGAACAGCGGGGUCCUGAACCGCAUCAAGGCCGAGCUCCGAGCGGCUGUGUUCCUGGCACUGGAGGAGCAGGAGAAGGUGGAGAACAAAGCUCCUUUAGUCAAUGAGAGCCUGAGAAAGUUUCUGAAUACGAAGGACGGCCGGCUCGUGGCCAGCCUGGUGGCAGAGUUUCUUCAGUUUUUCAACCUUGACUUCACCCUGGCCGUGUUCCAACCUGAAACUAGCACGUUUCAAGGUCUGGAAGGCCGAGAGAACUUAGCCCGCGAUUUAGGCAUUAUUGAGGCAGAAGGCACUGUGGGCGGGCCCUUGCUACUGGAGGUGCUUCGACGCUGCCAGCAGAGGGAGAAGGGGCCCCGCAGUGGAGAAGGUGCACUUGAUCUGUCUGACGUACAUUCUCCACCGAAGUCGCCAGAUGGAAAAUCCAAUUCCCACAGCACACCCAGUAAGAUACCAAGGUAUCAAGGACCAGGUAAGAAGAAGACAAGCAGGCGGAAGGCUGGUGACCAGAAGGCCAGCAGUGAGGCCAGUCACAGUGACACCAGUGUCUCCUCGUCAGAGCUGAAGGGCCGUGAGGACAAGGUCGGGUCUCUCCUGGGCAGCAGGCCUGCGGACGCCGGGGGCCAGGCUGGCCUCCGUCCGCACGAAGACGACGUGGAGGGGGACUCUUUCUUUGACGACCCUGUUCCUAAGCCAGAGAAAACAUACGGCUGGAGACGUGAAGCCCGGAGGCCCGGGGCAGGCCUGGCCUCGCUCUCGGACGCGCCCCCCUUGCGGAGUGGCCUCGGCCCCCUGGAGGGAGCCCCCGCCUUGAAGGACCCCGAGGGCAGAAGAGGAAGCAGCAUUUUGAAAGAUCUGAAAAUAGUCAAUGAUAAAAUCGGAUCUCUUGGAUUGGGGCCUGGAGAAGAGGACUACCUAGACGAUUUCAAUAGUACCAGCCAUCGCUCAGAGAAAAGCGAGCUGAGCAUCGGGGAGGAGAUUGAAGAGGACCUUUCCGUGGGCGGGGACGACAUCAACACCAGUGACAAACUUGAGGACCUCACCCAAGACCUGACCGUGUCUCAGCUCAGUGACGUCGCCGAUUACCUGGAGGAUGUGGCCUAGCCCCCCUGGAAGUGGCUCUGAGCAGGACCGGGUGUCCUGUGUGGCGAGUG
Molecule: messenger RNA, 1300 nt
Organism: Ochotona princeps (American pika)
Lineage: Eukaryota; Metazoa; Chordata; Mammalia; Lagomorpha; Ochotonidae
Gene: CEP43
Product: centrosomal protein 43
Exons: 13
Coding region: 78-1250 (390 amino acids)
Biological process (GO): microtubule anchoring
Cellular component (GO): centrosome
Molecular function (GO): protein binding
Source: RefSeq, a predicted model, not a curated record